This is a messenger RNA of Chanos chanos (milkfish), 1218 nucleotides long. It is a transcript of the gene relt, whose product is annotated as RELT TNF receptor. Lineage: Eukaryota; Metazoa; Chordata; Actinopteri; Gonorynchiformes; Chanidae. Gene Ontology annotation, biological process: apoptotic process. Bases 1 to 1218 code for a protein of 405 amino acids. The record is from RefSeq and is a predicted model, not a curated record. The transcript is spliced from 10 exons.
AUGAGGAACCACCUCUGCUGCUCAGCUCCUGUCCUUCUCAUCCUGAUGGGUCUGUGGGAUCUGCUGGCGGCACAGUGUCGGUGGAGAGAGAAGUGUGUCUGUCUGCAGUGCCCAGCAGGGCAGGAGCCCUCCACGGCCUGUGGAGAAGUUGAAGGGGCUGAGGUGGUGGUGCGAUGCCAAACUUGUCCAAAAGGCACAUUCUCAGACGCCCAAGACACAGAGCAGUGCCGCCCCCACACUGUCUGUAGGAUGCUAAACCGCUGGGUCGUGACUCCUGCUACCUCAUGCACUGAUGCAGUGUGUGGAGGCUGUCUGCCUGGGUUCCACCCUGCUGCUAUACAGAAAGCCUCCACACUCCACGGCUGUGUGAGAAAACCUCUGAAGCGACUUAAGCGUAAUGUGGGUAAGGGCAGUCUGCGGGGCCCCGGGGCGGGAGUGGCCAACGCUACCAAUGUGCGCAGCCCAGAAGAGAAGAGCACUGAGUAUGCCGUGUUCGCCCUAGUGCCCAUCUUCUGUGUCAUGGGACUACUGGGAAUCUUCAUCUGUAACAUCCUGAAGAAGAAAGGCUAUCGCUGCACCGCUGAGAAAGAACCAGGAGACGAAGAAGCACCUGCCAGCCCACAGAAAGAGGGUAACCCUGGUCCAUACAUUGUUGAUGACACAAUGAAUGAAGACACCAUCAGUGUCCUGGUACGCCUCAUUACGGAGAAGAAAGAAAACGCAGCUGCUUUGGAGGAGCUGUUACUGGAGUAUGAGCGCAAACAGAUGGCAGCGAGCAAAGCCGCAUCCAUUAAGUUUCCUGUCCUCCCCCACUUGGGCCAGUUUCGCUCUUUGCCAAGGCUGUGUCCUCACCAGCACCUCCAUACUGUAAAUGGCCUGGCCUCCCGCUCAGGCACCUGCUGCUCCCGCUGCAGCCAGAAGAAAUGGCCCCAGGUGCUGCCCCCACCCGUCCUGACCAUCGACCCACACCAGACCUCCACCCUCCCUGUGAAGAGCACACUUUCUGGGGAGCCCAUGGUGCUGUCUGUGGGCAGGUUCCAGGUCGCACAGAUCCCAGAGAACAAGGCCAUCUCCCUGGGGAUGACCCCCCAUGAGUCCAGCGACACAGAUUCAGUUAACACCACCCACACCGAGCCUGCAGAGGAGAAAUGCCUUCUCAGCCUCUCUUCUUCCUCAAACUCUUCAUCCUCAAAGAGUCGACAGGAGAUGAACCUGUAA